This is a messenger RNA of Diversispora eburnea, 1107 nucleotides long. NCBI's taxonomy places the organism in Eukaryota, Fungi, Glomeromycota, Glomeromycetes, Diversisporales, Diversisporaceae. The record is from the annotation of a GenBank genome assembly.
AUGAUUGGUCUUUUUCAAGAAUUGGGACCUUGUCAAUCUGUACAAAAUACAAGUAAAGUUUGCGACCGCCCUGAAAGCUGGAAUAAAGUGUCAAAUUUAUUAUUCGUUGAUCAGCCGAUUGGUGCAGGGUUUUCAUAUGGUGAUAGACUUUUAUCUACUACGGAAGAAGCUGCCGAAGUCCUUUAUGAAUUCUUACAGUUAUGGUUUAAUCGGUUUCCGGAAUAUUCGCGGUUAGAUUUCCAUCUCUUUGGAGAAUCUUACGCUGGUCAUUACGUACCCGCAACUGCUGAUUUAAUAUUAAAGAACAAUAAUUUAAAAAAAAAGAAAAAGUCAGAUAACAUAAUCUCAAUAAAUUUAAAAUCGAUUGGCAUAGGAAACGGAUUAAUCUCUCCUGCCAUACAAUAUGAAUCGAUGACUCAUUAUUGCGAACAUAGCAAUUAUGGUCACAUACUUAGUCCAGACCUUAUCUCAAAAAUGAAAUCGAAUUUUCCAACAUGCAAGAAAUUAAUUAACAAAUGUGCUGAAACAAAUUCUCCCGAUGAUUGUGGUAAAGCUGGAGAUUAUUGCGGAAUGAAUUAUUAUUCAUAUUUUCUCGAUAAUUCUGGUUUAAAUCCUUAUGAUGUUCGUUAUCCCAACACUACAAUCCAUACCCAUCCAUCACCGGAUUAUAUCAAUUAUUUAAGUGAUCCAGAUGUAUUGAAAAAAAUUGGUGCAAAAAUUGAAUAUACCGAAUGUUCUGAAAAAGCUAAUUAUCCUUUCAUUAUGGAAAAAGCAGAUGACAUGAGAGACUUUCUUCCAGUACUAAGUUCAGUUGUAAACCAAGGUAUUCGUACAUUGUUAUUUUUUGGUGAUGCGGAUUUUGGGUGCAACUGGAUGGGAGGACAUAAUGUUUCAAAAGCAAUCCAAUGGAAAAAUCAGAAGCAAUUUAAUUGUGCACCAUUCAAAGAAUGGUGUUUGGGUGAAUCAAAACCUAAAGGAAAAAUUCAAACAUAUUGUGAUUUAACAUUUAUCUCAGUAUAUGAAGCAGGUCAUGAGGUACCAUUUUAUCAACCAAAAGCUUCUUUAGAAAUGUUUAGACGUUGGAUUAAUAAAGAAGUAAUUAAUUAA